This is a messenger RNA of Alligator sinensis (Chinese alligator), 2449 nucleotides long. RefSeq names its product WD repeat domain 76 (gene WDR76). The coding region runs from base 1 to 1533 and encodes 510 amino acids. NCBI's taxonomy places the organism in Eukaryota, Metazoa, Chordata, Crocodylia, Alligatoridae. The record is from RefSeq and is a predicted model, not a curated record. Gene Ontology annotation, cellular component: nucleus. The transcript is spliced from 13 exons. Gene Ontology annotation, molecular function: protein binding; DNA binding. Gene Ontology annotation, biological process: regulation of DNA damage checkpoint.
AUGAGCUCAAACCCCCUUAUCACCGCCAACACGGCCGCCCGCGCCGCCCCCGCCCCCGCCACGGGCCUGGACGUGGACGUGGACAUGGACAGCGACACCAGCGACCCCGACGGAUCCGCCCUGGAGGGAUCUUCGCAGUUGUCAGCCUACGAAAGAAAAAGACUCAAGAACAUUAAAGAAAAUGCUAAAUUUUUUGCUUCUCUGAAGCUGCAUGAGUCAGCUGCAAGACUUCGCAGAAUAGCAUCUAAAGUACAGUCCCAUGGGAUCAAAAGAGUUAAGCCCAAAAAGGCAGGAGAUGAGACAGUGCGUCGAAGGUCUAUGCGCUUACAGAGGGUGGACCCAUCGGGAGUUCCACUGCCAGAACUUCCUGCACCGCCAGAAACAGUCAUCGAUGAACACCCUCUGUUGCCACCUGGACCUCUUCAGAUGCUACCUGCAGGUGAGAAUACAAGCAAGGUGUUGACUAAGGAGUUUCUGGAUAGCUGGGCAAAGAUAAGUGAGAUAAAACCAGAGGAUACAGAAAAGCAUGUGUAUGACAUAAAAAGAUAUGAAGACAGUCUGAGUUGUAUGAUCCUCAGUGAAGAUGCUGUUACAAAAGUUGUCAAAAACCGAAUCUGUUCUAUGGCUAUCCAUCCUUCAGAAAGCAGGACGCUGGUGGCAGCUGGAGACAGGAGUGGGCAGAUUGGUCUCUGGGAUUUGAGCUAUAAACCUGAGGAUGGAGUAUAUGUCUUCAUACCACAUAGUUACCCAGUAAGCUGCAUGUAUUUUUCUCCAUUUAAUCCUGCUCAUCUGCUGUCCCUGAGCUAUGAAACGUUACGCUGUGGGGAUGUCACCAACGCUGUCUUUGACGAGGUGUACAGAAGCGAAGAUGCCCAGAUGUCCUCCUUCGACUUCUUGCCAGAUAGUGUCUCCACCUUAGUGGUAGGGCGCUGGGAUGGUGAUGUGGCUGUUGUGGACAGACGAACACCGGGAACCUCUGCCGAGCUUUCUGCAAGCCUGAAUUCCAAGGCCACGAGGACAGUUCACGUUCAUCCAGUGAACAAACAGUAUUUUGUUGCUGCUGGCUCCACGAACGUUUGCAUUUAUGACAUACGAUACCUGAAGCAUGCCGGAAACAAACCUAUAUGCCUUCUCAAUGGGCACACAAAGAGUGUUGCUUCUGCGUAUUUUUCUCCUGUUACUGGGAACAGAGUGGUGACGACAUGUGCUGAUGAUAAGUUGAGGGUCUAUGAUACCAGCUGUUUAUCAUCUACAGUGCUGCCUGUCGCAACUGUUAGACAUAACAAUAACACAGGACGCUGGCUAACUAGGUUCAGAGCAAUCUGGGACCCUAAGCAGGAGGACUGCUUUGUGGUUGGCAGCCUGGCACGCCCAAGACAAAUAGAAGUCUACCAGGCCACUGGGAAAUUAUUGCACUCUUUCUAUAAUAUAGAUUACCUGGGUUCUGUAUGCUCCAUCAAUGUCCUGCACCCCACUCAGAAUAUUUUAGUGGGCGGUAACUCCAGUGGCCGUCUCCAUGCUUUCAAGGAUUGAAAAAUGUUGCUGACUUUUUUUUUAAAUGUGUUGCAGGUUCAGUAAGUAUGAAACUAUUCUUAAGCUAAUUGUCUUUGCUCUGGGCAAAAAGUGCAUUUAAAAAUUCUAAAAAUAAAGUGUAUGUAGUUGGAAGCAUUCAAUAUUUUCAUUAAAUCUGUAGCAGCUCCUUCCUAACAACAAAAUACUGGAAAAAAGCUGCAUAUAUAUGUACAUAUGUCAUGAUUUUUACUGGAUAGUCAUCAACAAUAGCUUGACUGUUAGACACUUUAUUGUGCUGACUGCCCCAGUAUAGAAACCCCAGGCGUGGGCCUCAGGUGGUUUUCACAUAUGGUAUGGUCAGAUUGUGGCUUUUUCAAAAUGUGUCUGAACCCAGACCUUGAUUGUGCUGUUUAUCAAUAAAACAUGCCAUUUUAGUAAAAUGUCUGACAUUGUCUCAUAAAAUCUUGCUCUCAGAAUUGAUUCACAUUGGUAUGGGAAGAUGGAUGCUGUCAGGUGCAUUGAGAAUUGGGCAAAGAAGUGAAAUGCUGCAUAUUGAGUCAGGCGGUCGUCUUGGGAUACUGCAGAAAUAGACAUCUUCAUUCCCACUUCCAAAUCCUUAACGAGCAGUGCUGCAAUGGCAUUCGAAGAUAGGCCUAAAAUGGUGGGUAAAAAGCUGGUGAUCAUCUGUAGACUGUGAGCCUGCCAGCCCGUUUCAGGUGCACGAUUAGUACAGCAACACCUGCAAGCACCACGGACAUGAAACCUAGAUGCUUCCUGUCCCGGAGAGCAACGGAUGCAGCCAGGAGCUAAACCCAGGGAGAGGUAGUGUGGUGGGAGGUUGGGGUAACACUGAAACAAAUGGGGUUUGGCAGAAGAGAAGUUGCAGCCAGCCGUUCCCUUUCCUAACUCGGCUUCCAGUGCUUUCAGCAUGGAGGUG